GUAACUGCCAGAUUUAUGAGUAAAUUACGUUUUAUUGCCUAGCGAUCUUAGGAAACAUUAGGCACUUGCGUUCGUGGUAGUAACUACCUACGUAGGAAGUCUCGAAUCCAGUACAUUUAGGAAUUAAACAUCUCAAAUCCUUUUUACACACCUAUUUACUACCUCCUAUUCAAGCUAUAAGGAGGUCCUCAAUUCUGUGUUAAGUAACUACUCGAAUGUCAUCCGCCGGGUUUCAGUUAUGUUCCGGUCCACAUUAUCGUCAUCAGAAAGCUACCCAUUUUCUUUCAUCCAAACCUAACUCGACCUUUUUUUUUUUUUAAAAAAAAUCUCACUUUGACCUCAUACAACCUUUCCAACUCCAUCAUUGCAACCCAUAUUAAGGUCAUUUAUCAAACCUUACUAUGGCCAAGAAUAAAAGGGGCGGCGGAGGCUCUAGGUUUAAAGGCCAGAGAUUCCCUCGUCGUAAGAACCCUCUAUUCGGGAAUCCACCGGGGGAAUAUAGUGGCAAUAAUUCAUCACCAGUCUCUCACGGCUCCGUGCGACUUCAUGGCUAUACGCUUGCCGACGAGGCUAGGAACACGGCAUCCAAUCGCCGCGGAGCUCGUGGCACUGAUGCGAAACUAAGAUAUAAGCCUGUUACAUUCAUCAGCGCUGGUUUCAUGGACCCUCUAAACGAUCUCAAUGUACAACUUACCACUUCAAAUGAAACGCAGGUAAGCUCGGGUACAGCAGAGAAAACAUCGGCUGCUACGGGUCCUAUCAUAGAUAUUCAUCCAUCUGAGGGCCACGUUUCGCCUUCGCCUGGUGAAGUGCCGUCUCGUAAUACACAGUCAUCUUCCACGUUAAAUGCCCCUAUUGUUCCAAACAAAAACUCGGCAAAGGGUCAUAGAUGCUCUGCAGAUCCCAAAUCCGAUCACAGCGGUGAUUCGAGUGGUGAUUCCAGCGAGGAAGUCAUAUUAUUCAAAGGGAGAGAUCGCGCUCGCAAAGAGCCAAUCUCCCCGAAAACUAAACAAGAUGAGGCUGAGGUCGAUUCUUUGAAACUCCAUGAAUUGGAUUUUGAGCUACAGCAGGUUAUCGAAGAGACCAUUCACCCAGAACCUGCAGAAUCAGAGCACGUCGUGGAAGAGGAUGAUUAUAUCCCUAUAAGUACCAAACCGAAAAACCGUGGAAGGUGGCGUAAAGUAAAUCAGAACGUUACGUCAGAUGAGGAUGCCGCCAUCAUUGCAGAUUAUAUGGCCAAUAUUAAGGAUUGGGAGGAGGAAGAUAAUGAAGCCCAGCAUUUAGGAGUCGAGUCUUACGGUUUUAGUACGCUGAGAGAUCUCGGCGGCACCGAUAGCGACGCUGUUCCCGACGAAGUCUCUAGCGAAGACGGUACAGGCCGCAGCUCGGAAGAUGCGGAAGACGAAACCAACGCAGAAAAUCACCGACGUCACCUCGAGAUAGAGGAUGAACGCAUAGCCCGCAUGCUCGCUAAACAAGAGGAGCUCGGUAUUAGCGGCGAUGAUGUUUUGCUCUUUGAUGGAGAAGCAUCCGACGAAUGGAUGACGUCCCAAGCUGCCCCGCGUCGUAAAAGGAAGGGUGAUUCCAAGAAAGCUAAGAUGAUCCAAAAGCAAAGCCAAUUUCCAAGUGCAACGCAGAUGGCGGAUGCAUUCGACGAGCUAGACCUCAUGGAUUGGCAUAGACCCAGUCUUAACAACUUCAAUAAGGGGCUACCAACAAUUGAUCUAUCAGACUCCGAGUUGGAAGAGGCUAUGAGAUUAACCCACCAGCGGGACCGCCUUAAGAAGGCGGAGAAGAAGAAAGCACGCGAGGAACUACGGUCCCAGGGUCUACUUGGAAAGAACGUCAAUCCCAAUGACCUUCGAAUUAAGUACCUUGGGGGCAUGUCAUUAGAUGACCUCGCUAACGAACUUGAGGCCUUCCUGCUUGGUUCUAAAGAACAACUUAUUCUGCCACCAUUUGACAAAGAUACCCGUAAAACUGUCCACGCUCUAGCCAACAAGUUUAGAAUUAAAUCGCAAUCUGCGGGCAAGGGCAAGGAUAGAUACCCGGUCCUUUAUCGCUGCAAGACCACGCUCCCAUUUGACCAAGCCACCUUUGAUAGAACAUUUGGCCGCGUCAAGCAAACCUGGUUCCCACGUGUCGACGCCAACGCCAAAUUGGUGGAUGAAACUAGAAUCCUCAAGCGAGCCGAAGCCCGCAGUGGUAAGUCGCGCUUCAAGAGUUCUUUAACCUAUCGUGAAGGCGACAUCAUUGGACAAAAUGCCGUUGAACUAGGCGUAGAGAACAAGGGCAGGACGAUGCUUGAGAAGAUGGGAUGGUCAAAGGGCAUGGCCCUGGGAAGUAAGGAGAAUAAGGGUAUCAUGGUACCCAUUACACAUGUGGUCAAGAAAUCCAAAGCUGGACUUGGAGAUGCUUAAAGGGGUAGCGCUCACUAGCGUAUCCGGGCUAGUUGUAAAUUUACUACUGGAACAAUAUGGGGUUGCGACUCAGGAAAUACGGUAUACUACUAUGCUUAGACAUAUUGGCAUGUUCGAAACGCUUAGGCUACUCGAACCACGAAUACCAAGCUUAGGAUUAAGAUAUUAUCCCCUUCCACGCAGUACUACGAAUCAAGAUAUUCAAGUCAACCUCCCGGAAUGCGAAUUAGACAAGAAAAGACUGGCAAACAUCACCCAAAAUUUUCUUCCUUACAAUGGAUUAAAAUGAAAAGGGAAUCCCUGGAUG
Molecule: messenger RNA, 2727 nt
Organism: Daldinia decipiens
Lineage: Eukaryota; Fungi; Ascomycota; Sordariomycetes; Xylariales; Hypoxylaceae
Exons: 3
Coding region: 402-2420 (672 amino acids)
Molecular function (GO): nucleic acid binding
Source: RefSeq, a predicted model, not a curated record